CAGUUUUAACCGAUCCCAAGCUAUCAUUUAAAAGGGCAAUAGAACAAGUGGAUCUUCCAACAUAUUCGAACAUUUCCAUCAUCCGUUUUUUUUUCAUAUCGAAAAAUGCCCGAAAGAAGACGCGUGCAGGACCUCAAAGUUCGAGCAACUCCCACGCUAUCGUCUACUGACCUACCAAUGAGCCCAGUAACCCCGACGAUGACAGACAAAGUGCUUGAACUAGACAGCAACAAUAAUGUCAAUAACAACAGCAAGGACAUUGCCGCCGUACGCGAGGACGUGAAAACAGUCAUUAUGGCAGUUGAAGACUUGAACGAGAUGAUUGAACAGGUCAAUGAGCGUGCCAGUAAACGCAUUGCAGAACUGGAGGAACGGGUGUUGAAGCUGGAAGGGCAGGCGGCAUCUGUCCAGCAGGAGAAACAAGCUUCCAGCGUCGGGCAAAAGAGAUUGAGACAAGACGACGAAGAAUGGGAAGAGAACCAUCAAAAGCCGAAAGCAAAUCUGUCAGCGGAGGACCAACUCGUUGAAGGGCGCCCAGUCAAGAGACCAAAGUCAUGGGUUGGGUCGCUCUGGCCAUUCUAGUAGUAUUUAUUCGACUCUAUUACCAUGUUGUUAUCUAUAUAGAUAUCUACUCUCAAAUACUUUUCCGCUAUUGUACUUUGCGUCCGUGCUAGAACAGCAUCCGAAUGAAAUACCCACCAAAAGAUAAUCCCCG
This is a messenger RNA of Spizellomyces punctatus DAOM BR117, 715 nucleotides long. RefSeq lists its product as uncharacterized. The coding region runs from base 106 to 582 and encodes 158 amino acids. The record is from RefSeq and is a predicted model, not a curated record. NCBI's taxonomy places the organism in Eukaryota, Fungi, Chytridiomycota, Chytridiomycetes, Spizellomycetales, Spizellomycetaceae. The transcript has a single exon.